Trematosphaeria pertusa is the source of this 1311-nucleotide messenger RNA. RefSeq lists its product as uncharacterized. The transcript has a single exon. The record is from RefSeq and is a predicted model, not a curated record. Bases 1 to 1311 code for a protein of 436 amino acids. NCBI's taxonomy places the organism in Eukaryota, Fungi, Ascomycota, Dothideomycetes, Pleosporales, Trematosphaeriaceae.
AUGAAAGCCAGCACGCUUCCGUUCCGAGCGCGAUCGCGGCCCGUCUGCCAAUUGUGCGACUACAUAUUACGCGGGCCCGCAUACCGCCGUUCGUUCAUCGCCGCGUCGACUUUCAAGGCACCCACGAUACGGCGGCAAGGCGCGAGACAGCAUGGCGUACUCGAACGGAUGCCUGCGCGGAGCAUUACGACGACUCAAAGAGCGCAAGAGCUGGAGCCUGAGGUAGAGGAUAGCCAGCUAUGGUCCGACAAGAUAGCUGCCUUGAAGACGAAGCUGGCAAAGGUGGAAUGUCACAUCAAGUGGAUUUACUCCUCACCCCGGGUGGAGUCAGAGGCCGCUGUGCUCGAGGCGCUCGAUGGCCUAGAGUCGAUCGCGCGGCAAGCAAUCGCCAUUCGAUCACGGCAGCCACCGCCGGUGAAGAUGAAUAUCAGACAAAGCUCAGCGGGUGCAAUACUGUCGCUAGGUCGAGAAGAAGAAGCCGGCAUUGAAAACGGCAAUGUGACUUCCAGUAAGCCGAGCUCGUGGCCAUCCUCCAUCGACGAGCUCCCGUCACCCUCGUACAUCUCCAGUCUGGCCCGAGACCUCCUCAAGCACCCGAAAGUGUUCAUUUCGCCCAACGUUCUGGCCGCAUAUAUCCACCUCCAGCGCCGCCUCGCUCUCCCACGCGCGAUCCCCGAAAUCCUAUAUCUCUACGCCAAUAAGCCGGUGCCCGAACUUGGCUCAUCACCACCCAAGUUCUCGAAACCAUCACCCAAGGCCGCAAAACAGGCUGUCCCCGCCGAUCUGGCAGAGGAGGCAUUGACAGCCGCUAUCGAAGCGAAGGACCUGCCUUUGGCACUAGACGUUGUGCAGAUGACGUACUGCACCCCGGCAUGGCGGAAGCAUAGGAUAUUGACCAAACUCGGCGUUCCCGGAACUGUGGCGGCCAUUACUCCGUUGGCGUUGUACAUGAUCGCCCAGGAGAUGUCCGUAUACAGCGGCUUCAUUGACCCUUGGACCUUCAAGAUGUACGCAUUUGCCGGACUUCUAACCUACGUUGGCUGCACUGGGACGCUUGGGUUCGUCGCGCUAACAACGCACAACGACCACUUCGACAGAGUGGUUUGGCGGCCGGGUAUGCCGUUGCUGGAUCGAUACCUGAGGGAAGAUGAGCGCGCAGCCUUGGAUCGGAUCGCGUGCGCUUGGGGCUUCAAAGAAACAUGGAGACGAGGCGAUGAGGAAGGUGAGGAGUGGGAGGGGCUAAGAGAAUGGAUAUUGCUCCGAGGCAUGGUCCUCGACAAGCCGGAUUUGAUGGAGGGCAUGAACGCGUAG